GUUUAUUGCACCUUCCCGUUCCUAACGGCUUCAGCGUUUAAAUUGUCCUCUGACCAACCCACAAUGCAUCGCGCUCUCCUUAUUUCGGAAAUUCUCUCUAACAUCAUAAGCCAUAUCAGCGUCGACGAACGUCUCGGCGUCUGGCCAGUCGAAUAUGUCACAUCUUCGGCACCGACAUUAUUCGCGCUGGCAUUAACUUGUCGCGCGUUCUCGGAGCAAGCAUUGGAUGCUCUCUGGAAUAAUUUCAAAGGUGUUGAACCCUUCAUGCGAUGUGCUGGAAUUACUUCUGCUCCGCAGAAAGGGCUGCAACAGGACAAAGAAUACCCCAUCAUCCCAACAGAAGCUCAACUGGCUAUCAUUGCUCGCUAUGGACAUCGUGUUCGGUCUUUAGAAUUGGGCAUGAAUUAUUGGCGGCGUAAUUAUCUUGCGCAAUCGUUUCUACGAACUAUUGCUGGCUCUUCCGAGGUUCUGGUGCCAAACUUACGAAGCCUGGAAAUCGGAUUUCCCUGCGAAUUACUCCAUCUGGUCCCCCCCUUGCUUGGCCCGCACCUGCAGCAUUUUUUCAUCAGCAUCCGAGAUUACGAGAAAGGUAGCCACCAUUUGCGCACUGUCUUCCAAUGUUUGCCUUUAUAUUGUCCAUCGCUUGAAAGCAUCACGGUUUUAAAAUCUUACCACCUAUCUCGCGAACGGGAUGCGCCUUUCAUUCUACCAAUGUCGUAUGCUAUCCAAAAAAUGCCGAAGCUGCGGUCAGUCACCGUACCAGCCAUAACAAAGGACGCCCUAGUUUAUCUGGGUGGACUAUCAUCUGUUACCGAUAUCAGCUCGCAUCUGCCUACCGGCACUGAUCUCGAAGAUAUUCUUGGUUCAUCCCGUGGCCAAAUUCUCUUUGAGAACAUCGAGAGCGUUGAUUGGGAGAUCAAAGAAUGGCGAGACGUCGAAGUCUUCGCACGUCUAUGGCCUCAUAAAUUCACCUCAAUGACACUUCGAUCUGAGGCCAAGUUCGAUCCAAGCCUAUUGCAGGUACUUUUUGACUCGAUCCAUGUGCGCGAGGCAUUCAGGAACCUGGAGUGCAUAUGCUUAUCCGAAUCAUUCCCCUGCCGGCUGUCAUCCAGUAUAGUCAUCACCAUCGACACCAUACGGCCACUCUUCUACCUCAGUCAACUUCGGGUUGUGGACAUCGAUACGAGAUCAUGUAUGAGCAUCGGCGCGAACGACCUGGUGAAAAUGGCAGAAGCAUGGCGCUGCCUUGAGGUGUUACUCCUCAACAAGACGGAUGGAAGCAUGUCUGGCGCGGUACCCAUGCCACAGUGGGUUACAGUGCCCGAGGUCGUCAGAUUCAUUGAGCUGUGCCCUAGCUUGAAGAAACUUUGUAUUGGUAUCACACUCAGUACCGUGGACUGUGACUAUGACAUGGACAAGGCAAGCCUAUGCGCCCUCGAGCCCCAUAACUCGGACAGUAGGUUGGAAGCUCUCACGCUGAAAUACCCUCGUGACGAGGAAUACAUAUGA
Suillus subalutaceus is the source of this 1509-nucleotide messenger RNA. RefSeq lists its product as uncharacterized. NCBI's taxonomy places the organism in Eukaryota, Fungi, Basidiomycota, Agaricomycetes, Boletales, Suillaceae. The record is from RefSeq and is a predicted model, not a curated record. Bases 64 to 1509 code for a protein of 481 amino acids. The transcript is spliced from 2 exons.